This is a messenger RNA of Coniophora puteana RWD-64-598 SS2, 1296 nucleotides long. RefSeq lists its product as uncharacterized. The record is from RefSeq and is a predicted model, not a curated record. The coding region runs from base 1 to 1296 and encodes 431 amino acids. The transcript is spliced from 3 exons. NCBI's taxonomy places the organism in Eukaryota, Fungi, Basidiomycota, Agaricomycetes, Boletales, Coniophoraceae.
AUGCCCGCUUCGGGUCCCCAGUCUCAGAAUGCACACGUAACCUUUCAACUACCUCCAGAACUCUGGGUUCAAGUCUUCCAACACGCAACACAUAGUACACCCGGUAUCCUGGAGCCCGACAUUUACGCCCAUACAGAAGCAUUCGGUUCACAGUAUAGCGGAGGCACUGACCCGGCCCUCCGCAAGUCCAUGGCUACGCGACGAUGCCUCCCCUUGGUGUGCAAGGGAUGGUACGCGCUCUCCAUCGAGCUUCUCUACAGGUCCGUGUGGAUCGGAUACACUCGACGCGUGCUCGUUUCUCUUUGUCUCACGCUCCUGGGCUCGACAUGGCGAUCGGAGCAGGGAGGUCGAUCAUUGGGCUGGUAUGUGCAGAGGCUGGACUUUGCUCCUACGGCCCCUCUUAAUCGGCAGUCGGCAGAGGAACACGAGCAGGACCUCAUCGUGUUAACUGCGCUGCUGGAUUGUAUGGUGAACCUGUCCAUCGUGGUCUUUGCACCGCGGUCGGUAAGAUACCGUUCCAUACCCCUUUCUCCAGCUGUGCUUCAGGCGCUAUGUCGACGCGGCCCCUCUCUCAGAGUGAUCCACUGGGUCAACGACCGUCUAGAGCCGAGCGAUUCCGACAUUCGAGAUCUCUUCACUUCCGCUCCUAAUCUUCGCAUGUUCUCUUCGCAGAGAGAAAUCAGUCUGGCCGAUACCUUGGCUUGUUCCGGGAUUCCCACCAUGCACUCCCUCACGACACUUUCACUUUUCACAGUACAGGAGCGCAAUGACUGUACCGAGUCCAUACACACCCACUUCCCCGCCCUGCGUCACAUCGUCGUGCGAUGUCACGCGUCUGAAUCUGCGGACGCCUGGCGUCGUUUCCUGGCGUUUGUUGGUACCACUCUCCAAUCCAUCCACCUCAAACCCUAUCGCAACUUCGGUGAACGUGACGACAUAACGUCCGGUCUUCAAGAGAAAACGACGAUCGUCACGCAGAUGUGUCCUCAACUCCAACGUUUCACCCUCUCGCUCCCAGGAUGGCAUCUGCUCCGUGUGGACUUUGACCUCCCGCCGCCCAUAGUGACGAUCAACGGGCGGACUCAGAAUCCUGACUGCGCGUUCAGACACGUCUGGAAUGCGCUUGCUUGCAUCAGUCAGCGCACACCGACGCUGCAAGUGGUGCAGUUCAUCGGGCGCGAAGACAGUCUACUCUUACAGACCCGGUUUCGCGAUAAGCUUCGACACGGUUUGGCGCUGCUACCCUACCUUCGCGUCCAGAAUCACCUCGGGGAGCCGUUUGAUCGUCCCUCAUAG